This is a messenger RNA of Triticum aestivum (bread wheat), 1467 nucleotides long. Its product is annotated as BTB/POZ and MATH domain-containing protein 2. NCBI's taxonomy places the organism in Eukaryota, Viridiplantae, Streptophyta, Magnoliopsida, Poales, Poaceae. The coding region runs from base 123 to 1229 and encodes 368 amino acids. The transcript has a single exon. Gene Ontology annotation, biological process: protein ubiquitination. Gene Ontology annotation, molecular function: protein binding. The record is from RefSeq and is a predicted model, not a curated record.
UCCUUUAAUAGUCGUAUAUACAUAUACAUAUAGUGCGUGUAGCUACGGUGUUCCUCCCUUUCCUUGAAGCUAGCAAUUACUCCGGCUGGCUGCUGGGUGCCCGACCGACGACCCUAAUAGCUAUGUUUAGCUCUUCCGGGCGCGUCCACAAGACGCCGGUAAACACAGCGUCGACCAUUGUCGCCGAAGGUGUGUCCGGAUCACAUGUCCUCACAGUUCAGGGAUACUCCCAUACCCUUGGACUCGGCGUCUGCAGGUCUAUUCCGUCGGGCAUAUUCAGCGUCGGGGGACAUACUUGGAAAAUCCUCUACUACCCCGACGGCGUCAACAGAGAAUUUGCUGAUUGGAUAUCUUUUUCUCUACUUCUUCAUGCCGCGGAUGAUGACGACGCUGAUGAUGCUGGUAGCAGUACGCUAGGUAUCAAAGUAAGAUGCAGGUUUAGCCUGCUCGACCAGGUGGGCGUGCCGGUGCUAAAUCACACGUCGCCAUACAGGACUACCACAUGUUAUGCACAGGGCCACGGAAUUACAUCUCAUGGAUUCAUCAAAAGGGAGGAACUGGAGAACUCGCCGUAUCUUAAAGCUGAUUGUUUCAACAUCAAGUGUGAUGUCAGCGUCACCACGGGGAUCCGUACGCAGCCCAAAUCACAACAAUUUAUCACUGUGCCGCCUUCUGACAUGCCUCAUCAACUUGGCCGUGUCUUGGAGACCGGUGAGAUUGCGGACGUGACAUUUGAGGUCCGUGGUGAGACAUUUGUUGCGCAUAGGCGUUUGCUCGCGGUUCGGUCCUCGGUGUUCAUGGUGCAACUCUUCGGUCCAAUGAAGGAGGAUGAGGCAACGUGUAUACGGAUCGAUGACAUGGAAGCUAGAGUGUUCAAGAUGAUGCUACACUUUAUCUACACCGACACGCUCCCUAAUAUAGAUGCCGGUGAAAACACGGAGAUGGCUCAACAUUUGUUUGUGGCGGCAGACAGAUAUAAUCUAGAGAGGCUAAAGUUGAUUUGCGUGAAUAUGUUAUGCAACCACAUGAACGCAAGUAUGGUGGCAACGACAUUGGCACUUGCUGAGCAACAUGAUUGUGACAAGCUCAAGAAGGCAUGGUACAAGUUCCUCACUCAUUUUCAAAAUUUGAAGGCGGUAAUAGUGAGCGACGGCUUUAAGCAUCUCAAGAGCAUUCGCCCCAAUAUUCUAGAGGAGAUACUAGAUCGUCAGGCGGCUGAUGCUCCUUGAUCUUGAUCCCUUUGUGUGUUUUCCUUAGAUUAGCUAGGAAGAGAUCGUGAUUUUUAUUUUAUUUUAAAGGAGGGUAAUCCUUGGCUUGUGCAUCACUGCGUUUAACACAGCCAUAGAAAGAGAUUGUGAUGAUGUAAUUAAUUACUAUAUAGAUAGACUGAGUUAGCCAUCCGUAUUUUGUCCAAGAGGUGUGAUCAUGUGUCUGCCUUUCCGUUUUCUUAUAGGCUUUAUUUGUGUA